This is a messenger RNA of Hemisphaericaspora subhashii, 792 nucleotides long. It is a transcript of the gene REX2, whose product is annotated as Rex2p. The transcript has a single exon. Gene Ontology annotation, molecular function: nucleic acid binding; 3'-5'-RNA exonuclease activity. Bases 1 to 792 code for a protein of 263 amino acids. The record is from RefSeq and is a predicted model, not a curated record. NCBI's taxonomy places the organism in Eukaryota, Fungi, Ascomycota, Pichiomycetes, Serinales, Debaryomycetaceae. Gene Ontology annotation, cellular component: mitochondrion.
AUGUCCCCCACUUCCUAUCCCAAAAACCCGCUCGUCUGGAUCGACUGCGAAAUGACGGGUCUCGACGUCUUAGGCACCGACAACAUCAUCGAAAUCGCCUGUUUCAUAACCGACGGAGAUCUAAAUAUCAUCGACCCCCAAGGAUACGAAUCCACAAUCUACUAUCCCGAACAACGCCUCUCCCAAAUGAAUGAAUGGUGUAUAUCAACCCAUGCUGCAUCCGGAUUGACACAACGGAUUUUGGACCAUCCUGAACAGACUUUGGAAAAAGUACAAGGGGAAUUAUUGGAAUAUAUCAAGAAAUAUAUCCCCAAGAAGAAUGUCGGUAUCAUGGCGGGGAAUUCAAUACAUAUGGAUAAAUUUUUCAUGAUGAAGGAAUUUCCACGAGUGAUUGAGCAUCUACAUUAUCGAUUGGUGGAUGUGAGUUCGAUUUCGGAGGUUGGAAAACGACAUUCACCAAGAUUGAUGAAGUUGAUGCCGUCGAAGAAACAAUUACAUACUGCGAAAUCGGAUAUUUUGGAGAGUAUUGAGCAGUUGAAGUGGUUUAGGGAACAUUAUUUGAAAGGUGGUGCUGACGAGGUUCCGAUGGAUGCUGCGAGGGAGAAGAGAAGAGAGAGACAUGAAAUGAAGAAGGAGGAGAAUAGACGAGAGGUUAUUGAGGAGAUGAGGAGUUUGCUUGGAAAGAUUGAAGAAGCAGAUGGGAAGAAGGAGGAUGUGAAAUUGUAUGUUGAGCAAUGUAAUGAUUUGUUGAUUGCAUUAGAUGAAAGUAAUAAGAAACAAAAGAUUCAAUAG